AACUAUUAUUCAUUAAUGGAGAGUACCGAUUCUUCCUCCAGCUCCCACCACCCCCACCUCCCACCGGGCUUCCGAUUCCACCCCACCGAUGAGGAGCUUGUUGUUCACUACCUCAAGAAGAAGGCUGCAUCUGCUCCACUUCCAGUUACGAUCAUUGCAGAGAUUGAUCUUUACAAGUUUGAUCCAUGGGAGCUCCCAAGUAAGGCGACGUUUGGAGAGCAAGAGUGGUAUUUUUUCAGUCCAAGAGAUAGGAAGUACCCGAACGGAGCGAGGCCAAACAGAGCCGCAACUUCAGGAUAUUGGAAAGCUACUGGGACGGAUAAACCCAUUUUAACAUCUAAUGGGAAUCAAAAGGUUGGGGUGAAGAAGGCCCUAGUUUUUUAUGGCGGCAAGCCUCCAAAAGGGAUUAAAACUAACUGGAUUAUGCAUGAAUAUCGCCUUGUCGAUAAUAACUCUGCUGCAAAACCUCAACCUCCUGCUGAUUUAGCCAACAAGAAAGCCUCUUUAAGACUUGACGACUGGGUUUUAUGCCGGAUUUACAAGAAAAACAACACGCAGAGACCGAUGGAGAGGGACAAGGAUCAGGAUUGUAUGGAGGGGAUGUACGUAACACAGUUACAAACUUGUAGUCAUCAAAAUCAAAAGCUCCCCGCUGCAGCGAAUAAUAACACAGGUGGUUAUGGAAAUUCAUUACUUGAACAUGAUGAUCAUAAUUUCUUUGAAGGGAUGUUAUCUGGAGAAGGCAUGCAACAAAACAGUUGUGUUUCAAAUAUUCCCAAGCCCAACAUCUCCAACAUCGUCUCCCCUUCUACUACAAAUAAUUUCCCAGUUAGACGCGCAAUGUCUUUGCCGUAUUGGAAUAAUGAAGGUUGUGGUGGUAAUUCCAUCGGCGCCUCCUCUUCCGGGAAGCGAUUUCACGGUGAUCUUAACAGUGGCAGCACCGCCACUGAUGACAAUAAUAAUUCCUUCGUCUCUUUGCUCAAUCGGCUCCCACAGAGCGUGCCAUUCCACGUCCCCAACUCUCUUCUCGGUUCGCUUGGCGACGGAAAUUUGCGACGGCAGUUUCAACUUCCCAGCAUGAACUGGAACUCAUAAUUUGUGAGAUUUGCAAUAAUUAUACAUAUAAUAUAAAUAUACAU
Molecule: messenger RNA, 1139 nt
Organism: Pistacia vera
Lineage: Eukaryota; Viridiplantae; Streptophyta; Magnoliopsida; Sapindales; Anacardiaceae
Product: NAC transcription factor 25-like
Exons: 3
Coding region: 16-1095 (359 amino acids)
Biological process (GO): system development; regulation of DNA-templated transcription
Molecular function (GO): DNA binding
Source: RefSeq, a predicted model, not a curated record